Messenger RNA from Penicilliopsis zonata CBS 506.65, 2970 nucleotides. RefSeq lists its product as hypothetical. The record is from RefSeq and is a predicted model, not a curated record. Gene Ontology annotation, cellular component: cytosol; cytoplasmic stress granule. The transcript has 5 exons. Gene Ontology annotation, biological process: positive regulation of translation. Lineage: Eukaryota; Fungi; Ascomycota; Eurotiomycetes; Eurotiales; Aspergillaceae. The coding region runs from base 332 to 2755 and encodes 807 amino acids. Gene Ontology annotation, molecular function: RNA binding.
AUGCGAUUCGUACACUAGAACCCGUCCCACAAAAGACCAAAAAAAAAAAGGAAAUCGAAUUCAACACAUUCUCGUACCCUACGAAUCUUAUUUCCUGACCCGACACUGUCGAACCGAUCUUCCAGAGUCUAUACUGAUCCGUCGCAAGAAGUGGUGACAGGAGUUUGCAGCUCGGGGGUUGCCAGAGGCUGGAAGUUGAUUGAUUCGUGAAGUUCUUCAGGACCAGUGUCUUCCUGUGCCUUUUUUCUUUCCCUGCGGUUUGCCAAGGCAGGAAGCUAGUUCUCUGGCAGAACACAGCGUUUGUCGCACCAUAUUUUCCGGCAGUCUCGAGAUGGCAGCCACAACUAGCAAAUCCGAGAUGCCCGUCUUCUCUUACGCCCAAGCCGCCAAGGGCUUGUCUACACCACCACAAUCGGGAAAGCCUGCCUCCGCAGACAUUGCCACUCCUCCUGCCUCUGAUGAGCAGAAGACCGCCGCCAGUACGGAACCGCAGUCAAGUCUCGAUACUCAGACACCAGAGGCCGAGCAGCAGCCUGCUUCCGAUGAUGCCCAGAAGCCAGAACCCUCCUCCGCUGAUUUGGAAAACGAGACCACGAUGACCUCCGGUCAACCACAGCCAGCCGUCUCAGCAUCCAAGUCUGUCGUCUCCGGCACCUCCUCACCUAGCGUCGCCACCGUCUCGACGCUGCCGAAAGACGACGACAGCACCAGCACACCCAACGGGGGUUCCGACUCGACGUGGGAUAAGCAGUCUCAGGCAUCCGUCUCCGAGAAGGUAGAGUCCACCAAGGCCAAGUCCGCUACCGCUGCGUCAGAGAAGCCCGCACCGCCUCCCAAGGAGCUCCGGGCUGCUCCCAUCCCCACCGUCAACAUCUGGCAACAGCGCAAGGAGGCUCAGGAAGCCAAGGCCAAGGCAAUCGCGGCUCUCAAGCCCGUUGCCGCUCCGACCACUACUAAGGCUGCGAGCACCAAGAACGCUCCGGGAGCCCCCACAGCAAACGGCGAAAGUCAGAAUCAUGACUCGCCCAAGACCGUCUCGAAGAAGAAGGGUACAGACAACACAACCGAGGCUGCCAAGGACCGCAAGAAGGCUGACGGCGCUAAAGCCCGGGAAGAUGAUUCGAAUGCCUCGCCAGUAGGAGAUGCUGCCUCGUGGCCUACGCCGCACCUUGCGCGGGGCGAAGAAGAGAAGCGCAAAGCUGAAAAGACGGACAAGUCUGACCGCACGGAGAAGACCUCCACCGUGAAAUCGGGCAAAGAGAAGUGGAUGCCUGUUCCUUAUGUACCCUCCGCUGUCUUCAACACACCGUUACCCACCGCUUCCCGUCGAGGAGGAAGACCAGCUCGUGGUGGCAGGGAAGGCGGCGCUCGGGGCGGAGCCCAUGGAGCUGCUGCUUCUGCUACUUCUGCUGCUACCGGCACCGCCUCCACCGCCCCUGGGGCAGGUGACAACAAGGCUGUCUCCGGACAGACCACGCCGAACUACCCGCCUAAACAGGCCAACGCCGCUGAUCGAGGCCGGAAUGAACCCAGCACUGCUCGUGCCAACUCCCUCCCUGCGCAGACUAGGCGCUCAAAUAGCGCGGACACGGCAGCCGUCUCUGACGCUCGCCGUGGCGCCCACGCGGGCGACCGCAACCGUACGAAGGGUCCUGAGGACAGCAGCAAUGCGGCGACUGGAGGCCGACAGGUUAACGGAGAGGCCUUCCCUCGCCAUGGCAAGGCUUUCGCGAAAAACCAAGACCAAAAUUCGCAAAAGGGUGGUGACAACGCGACGAAGAACCCCUCGGGCGAGUCCCACUCCGGUGCUCGUGCGGGAGGAGCCCAGUCCAAGUCUACCGAUGGCUACCGCGAGGCCAACGGCGACAGCCACAAGGACAAAGAGAAUUUCCGGGAAUCCCGUGCGGACAGAGGGGGCCGAGGCUCACACCGCGGCAGAGGCGGUCAUGCCGCGUUCAACAAUGCUCAGAAUGCUCAGUUCUCCAACGGCCACGCCUCGCACCACCCUUUCGCGCCCCAGAAGUCGUUUGGCUUCGGUGAUCGCCAGCGCUCGCAGCAGCAACAGCAGCAGCAUGGACUUUCGAUCAACUCUCAGCAGAGCCAUCGGUUGCCGCUGAGAUCCCCAUCGCUGCCCAACUCGGCGUCCAUGUACGGCGCUUACCCCUUCACGGCGGACAUGAACGCCAUGUAUGGCUACCAGCAGCCCAUGCACCCGGGCCCCAUGGGUCCCGUUCCCUAUCAGCACUACAUGGAGCCCUACUCCCUGAUGAACAUGCUCUCCAUGCAAAUGGAGUACUACUUCUCAGUGGAUAACUUGUGCAAGGACCUGUUCUUGCGUAGACACAUGGAUUCCCAGGGAUUUGUUCUCUUGUCCUUCAUUGCCAGCUUCAAGAGAGUCAAGAGCCUCACCGAAGACUUCGAGCUCCUGCGCCAUGUUUGCCGUCAACUGAGGACCGUCGAGUAUCUGGCAGGUGAGGAUGGUGCUGAUCGGCUACGCCCGAGGGAGAGGUGGGAGCAGUGGGUCCUCCCCGUCGACCAGCGCGACCCGUCCGCACAGAAUCAAGGCCCUCCUCCCUCCACUGGCAACCCAGACGACAAAGCCGAUGUCCCGAAUGGAAUCGCCCAUGAUGGUCCGUUGCCCAACGGUACCAGCGGCCUGCGUGCCUCGGGCACCACUCUGUCUUCUGCCGCCCCUGAAUUUUCGCCGUCAACUUCUGUGACGGCUUCGAAUGAGAAUGUAAAUCGGGUGGAUUAGAAGCAUCUCCAGACACCUUCUUUCCUCGAUCCAGAAUUCCGCUCUGUCUCGUCCAUCUCUUUGCUUUCCAACGACCCAACGAUCUCGACUCCCUCCUCCCCUGAACCUGCCAGUUACCUCACGCCAUUCUGGAUGAAUAAAGAAGACGUUUCGUUUGAGAUAUUCCCUCCCGAUUUUGUCCUCGAACCUUACCAUGUGUUUCGGAAAAACGCCCU